Messenger RNA from Talaromyces marneffei, 723 nucleotides. RefSeq lists its product as uncharacterized. Lineage: Eukaryota; Fungi; Ascomycota; Eurotiomycetes; Eurotiales; Trichocomaceae. Bases 1 to 723 code for a protein of 240 amino acids. The record is from RefSeq and is a predicted model, not a curated record. The transcript is spliced from 3 exons.
AUGGCGAAACGCUCAAGAUCAAACACAUACCUAGACGAUCAAAACUCAGAUCCAUCUCAUCCUCAUCUCUCAGACUUACCUUCCAAAAUCAUAGUCCCCUCUCCAGAACCUAGCAGCGAACCUCAAACCCAACAACUCAUGCGAUGUUCACUUCCACCUCACAAAGAAACCAUUACAUUCUCUACUUAUGACGACUACGAAUCUCACUACCUCAAAACGCAUGUCAAUCGCUGCUCAGAAUGCGGCAAGAACUUCCCAACGCAGCAUAUACUAAAUAUUCAUAUUGAAGAGAAUCAUGAUCCGCUCAUUCUGGCCCGGCGGGACCGGGGGGAGAAGACUUUCAGCUGCUUGGUCGAAGGCUGUGACAGAAAAUGUUCUACAGCCCAGAAGCGUCGACGGCAUUUGAUUGACAAGCACAUGUUCCCCCGAAACUACAAUUUCUUCAUCAUCAACGAUGGCAUCGAUAAACAAAACUCCUUGUUACGAACCACGAAUCAUGGCCAUCAUCGUCGACUGUCUUUACAGUCGCCGCAGGAAGGUCGAUUACGGUAUAGGAAGACUUCUAUAUCUUCAACAUCUCCGGCGAAUGCUAAAGAAGAAGUGGAAGAUAUCGAACUAGGAGCAGCAGGUGAUGAUGAGGUUGAUGUCCUGACAUCGUCCCUUUCGGCGCUGAGAUUUGUGCCAGCGAGUGUGACGAAGAGAUUAGGAUCUGAGCGUAAGUGA